CUAGGCGACGGUCAUUGGUGGGCGUGUAUUCGGAUUUGGACUAAUGAAAAGAAGAAACUCUUGCACUCCGUAUUACUCCAACAAGAUGAGUGAGAACUAUUGACUUGAGGAAGUUGAGGGAGGAAACAAAGACCCAAAUAAAUUUCAGAAAUGCGGGCUGAUAAGGCCAGGAUCUUGCUAGGGUUUCCUCCUUGUUUUCGUCCAACCCCAUCACAGGUUAAAGCAGCUUACAAGAGGAAGGUUUGGGAAUCUCAUCCUGACCGAUUUCCAGUUCAUGAAAAAUCUCAUGCAGAGUGCAAGUUCAAAUUGAUUUCAGAAGCUUACACUUGCCUGCAGUCUGGUGCAAGAGAAGGUUUAGCUCCAACUAUGCAAGUUGUGAGAACUGGGGGAAGAAGAAAUCAUGCUUUGAUAAGGUUUCCCUUCCUCUUAAUCAUUUUAGGAACAGUAGGUCUUGGCGGAUUUAAUGCUACCAGGGCCUAUAAACAGCAAAAGCAGGCAUAUCCUUCUCACAAUCCUUUUCUCCCAUGAUCUGAAAAUGGCAGCUGGAUUCAUGGUCAUGGUUUUAUCCUACAUAUCAUGUUGUUGUCUUUAACAUCCAAUUAUACCAGUAAUUCAUUAAAUCCAUUUCCAUUAUGGCAAACUAUGUUGCCUCUCUAAUUAACUAUCUUAUGUUUAUUGUCAUUAGCUUUUUCAAAAAAAUUCUCAACAAUUCAUAUA
Cornus florida is the source of this 717-nucleotide messenger RNA. RefSeq lists its product as uncharacterized. The transcript has 5 exons. The coding region runs from base 151 to 528 and encodes 125 amino acids. Gene Ontology annotation, cellular component: nucleus; cytoplasm. NCBI's taxonomy places the organism in Eukaryota, Viridiplantae, Streptophyta, Magnoliopsida, Cornales, Cornaceae. The record is from RefSeq and is a predicted model, not a curated record. Gene Ontology annotation, molecular function: protein-folding chaperone binding; protein folding chaperone.